Messenger RNA from Candoia aspera, 2098 nucleotides. RefSeq names its product nucleoporin 54 (gene NUP54). Gene Ontology annotation, cellular component: nuclear pore central transport channel; nuclear pore. Gene Ontology annotation, biological process: protein localization to nuclear inner membrane; NLS-bearing protein import into nucleus; nuclear pore organization. Bases 64 to 1566 code for a protein of 500 amino acids. The transcript is spliced from 12 exons. The record is from RefSeq and is a predicted model, not a curated record. Gene Ontology annotation, molecular function: structural constituent of nuclear pore. Lineage: Eukaryota; Metazoa; Chordata; Lepidosauria; Squamata; Candoiidae.
CCCGGACGGAGUGGCGGCCGCACCUUUUGGGGUUCGGCGUCUCUUCGGUCUCGGCGCUGCCUCAUGGCUUUCAACUUCGGGGCAGCUGCUGGCGCCGCGGCCGCCCCAAACCCCGCGGGAGCUUUUGGGGGGUUUGGAACCACCACCACCACAGGCGGAUCUACAUUUAGCUUCUCAGCUCCUACAAACACGGGGCUGUUUGGAGCUACCCAGAACAAAGGUUUUGGAUUUGGUACCAGCUUUGGAACAGCACCAAGUACAGGAACUGGGCUUGGCACCGGUUUGGGAACCGGUUUAGGAUUUGGUGGUUUCAGCACCCAGCAGCAACAGCAACCAACACUUGGAGGCCUCUUCAGCCAGCCUGCUCAAGCCCCCAUACAGUCCAACCAGCUGAUAAACACAGCAAGUGCUCUUUCUGCCCCUACCCUCUUGGGAGAUGAGCGAGAUGCUAUUUUGGCCAAGUGGAAUCAGCUGCAGGCAUUUUGGGGCACCGGCAAAGGGUAUUUCAACAAUAACAUUGCCCCAGUGGAAUUUACGCAGGAAAACCCAUUCUGCAGAUUUAAGGCUGUGGGCUACAGCUGCAUGCCCAACAAUAAGGAUGAAGAUGGCUUGGUGGCACUGAUCUUCAAUAAAAAAGAAACAGAGAUUCGUAGUCAGCAGCAGUACCUUGUGGAAUCAUUGCACAAAAUCUUGGGUUCAAACCAGACGCUUACUGUCAACGUAGAAGGUGUAAAGACAAUGCCAGAUGACCAAACAGAAAUAGUGAUCUACGUGGUUGAACGGUCACCCAACGGGACGUCCAGGCGAGUUCCAGCCACCACCCUGUAUGCACACUUUGAACAAGCAAACAUCAAAACCCAGCUGCAGCAGCUUGGAGUGACCCUCACCAUGGCCAGGACAGAACUCUCUCCAGCACAGAUUAAGCAGUUGCUACAACAUCCUCCUGCAGGUGUUGAUCCUAUCAUUUGGGAACAGGCCAAAGUGGAUAAUCCAGAUUCUGAAAAGCUGAUUCCAGUGCCAAUGGUUGGUUUCAAGGAACUCUUAAGGAGGUUGAAAGUUCAAGAUCAAAUGACAAAGCAGCAUCAAACCCGAUUGGAUAUAAUAUCCGAAGAUAUAAGCGAGCUUCAAAAAAACCAGACUACAGCCAUGGCCAAAAUAGCUCAGUACAAGAGGAAGCUGAUGGAUCUUUCCCAUCGAACUUUGCAGGUGUUGAUCAAGCAAGAGAUCCAGAGGAAAAGCGGGUAUGCUAUCCAAGCAGAUGAGGAGCAACUCCGUGUGCAGCUGGAUACGAUUCAAUGUGAACUCAACGCCCCUACACAGUUCAAGGGUCGGCUGAAUGAGCUGAUGUCGCAGAUCAGAAUGCAGAAUCACUUUGGAGCUGUCAGAUCUGAAGAGAGAUACUAUAUUGAUGCAGACCUCUUACGGGAAAUCAAACAGCAUUUGAAGCAGCAGCAAGAAGGACUAAGCCACCUGAUCAGUAUUAUAAAAGAUGACCUGGAAGACAUAAAGCUGAUAGAACAUGGCUUAAAUGAGAGCAUCCCGGUUAGAGGGGGUGUCUUCAGUUGAUUGAUUGGCCCUUCCCAUUGACUGUAUGGGCACACAAAACAUGUUGCUUUCCUUGACUGAAAUUCACUGGGUGGUUCUUUGGACCAUAACCCGAGUGCCAGGCACUUGGCAUUCAACACUGAAGGUUUAGAAAGCUGCACUUGAUUUUAAGGUGCAAAGAUACUUUAAAUACUGCUCUGUGAUCUAAUCCUGAAUUUCUGUUAUGUCAACUAUGUCUUGUUUUGUUUUUUUUGUUUUUCUGAACAACACUUCCAAUGUUAAAUUAUCGGUAGGAAAUAACAUGUCCUCUCUAUAUCAGAAACCCACAAAACAACUGGUUUGGUGUACCUUGUGAAUCAUGCGCAUUAAAGGAGAAACACAUCUGUCCAAUGUUUGGGGGCAGGCUGUGGAAAGAAAUGCACGGGUGAAAGGUGUUUUUCCCUUUUCUUAACAAUCACGACCAAACAUGUAUAAUUUUAUAUCAUUUGAUUGCAUCAGGAUUUACAAUAUUACUCUUCUAAGAAGUAAUAAAAUCAGUGCUUUAUUUCUGUUA